Messenger RNA from Andrographis paniculata, 1744 nucleotides. RefSeq names its product glutamate dehydrogenase A-like. Gene Ontology annotation, molecular function: L-glutamate dehydrogenase (NAD+) activity. The record is from RefSeq and is a predicted model, not a curated record. The transcript has 10 exons. Gene Ontology annotation, biological process: L-glutamate catabolic process. Bases 312 to 1547 code for a protein of 411 amino acids. Gene Ontology annotation, cellular component: mitochondrion. Lineage: Eukaryota; Viridiplantae; Streptophyta; Magnoliopsida; Lamiales; Acanthaceae.
GAGGAGGCGAAGUUGUAGGCGAGUGUGUGUGUAAGACUUAAGACUGAGCAAAUGGUAAUGGUAAUGGAAAUGGAAAUGUUAAUGGAAGGAUCAGGAAUCAGUAUUUGAUACGUUGGUUGGUUGGCUGCUUGCUUGAACUCCACCGAAACUCUCCAUUGAUGCUCCUCCUCCAUUUGUAUAUCUACCCCAUGCAUUCUUCUCUAUUCUAAGGCAUGCACUGACACCGCAGCCAUCGAUUAAUCUGCAGUUUUGAUUUGAUUUGAUUUGAUUUGAUUCAGCGUCGCCGCGUAUUCGGUUUUCGUAAGGUAAUCAUGAAUGCUCUAGCGGCGACGAAUCGUAAUUUUCGGAAAGCGGCUCGCAUUCUCGGACUCGAUGCCAGGCUUGAAAAGAGCCUCUUGAUUCCUUUCAGAGAAAUUAAGGUGGAGUGCACAAUUCCAAAGGACGAUGGGACUCUGGCGUCGUACAUUGGAUUCAGAGUUCAACAUGAUAAUGCUCGUGGCCCCAUGAAAGGAGGCAUUAGAUUCCAUCCUGAGGUUGAUCCCGACGAGGUGAAUGCUCUGGCUCAACUAAUGACUUGGAAAACUGCAGUGGCCGAUAUUCCCUACGGCGGAGCCAAGGGUGGGAUAGGGUGCAAUCCGAGAGAUCUGAGCAAAAGCGAACUGGAGCGUCUUACUCGCGUAUUCACUCAAAAAAUUCACGAUCUUAUAGGAAUUAACGCUGAUGUUCCGGCGCCAGACAUGGGGACCAAUGCUCAGACAAUGGCUUGGAUUUUGGACGAGUACUCGAAAUUUCAUGGCUACUCUCCUGCCGUUGUUACUGGAAAACCGAUUGAUCUCGGUGGUUCGUUGGGAAGGGAGGCUGCAACAGGGCGCGGCGUUGUGUACGCUACAGAAGCAUUGCUAGCCGAACAUGGAAAGUCAAUAAAAGGUUUAACAUUUGCCAUUCAGGGGUUUGGGAACGUCGGAUCUUGGGCUGCAAGGCUUUUACAUGAACAAGGUGGGAAGGUCAUCGCCGUGAGCGAUAUAACUGGAGCUGUGAAGAAUCCAAACGGUAUUGAUAUUCCGGCAUUGCUUCAGCACAUAGAUGCCACAGGAAAACUUGCUGAUUUUAAUGGCGCGGACGCCAUGGAUGCUAAUGAACUGCUCACUCACAAAUGUGAUGUUCUAAUACCUUGUGCUUUAGGAGGAGUUCUCAACAGAGAAAAUGCUGGAGAUGUGAAGGCCAAGUAUAUCAUUGAAGCUGCGAACCAUCCUACUGACCCGGAAGCUGAUGAAAUUCUAUCGAAGAAAGGGGUUAUAAUCCUUCCGGACAUUUAUGCGAAUGCGGGAGGCGUCACUGUCAGCUACUUCGAGUGGGUUCAGAACAUUCAAGGAUUCUUGUGGGACGAAGAUAAGGUGAACGAAGAACUUAACAGAUACAUGACGAAAGCCUUCCACAACAUCAAGAACUUAUGCAAAACACACGACUGUGAUCUUCGUAUGGGUGCGUUUACAUUGGGUGUGAACCGUGUUGCACGUGCCACUGUGCUUCGAGGCUGGGAGGCUUAAAAUGAUCAUCUCUCCCGAAUAUUAAGCUUACCUAUGAAACACUACAUAUUUAUUUGUUACGCGUCUUCCUAAGGCAAUCUGUAAGUCAGUAGGGGCUUGUGGUUGGUUUGAAGUUUUCUUGCUUAGGAUUUGAAAGUUAUUAAGUGUGUUUGUUCCACUUGUCUGCUCAUUGAAUGAAUAUCUAUCUAUUCAUCUUC